Dryobates pubescens (Downy woodpecker) is the source of this 1935-nucleotide messenger RNA. It is a transcript of the gene TMEM72, whose product is annotated as transmembrane protein 72. The transcript is spliced from 5 exons. Bases 375 to 1184 code for a protein of 269 amino acids. NCBI's taxonomy places the organism in Eukaryota, Metazoa, Chordata, Aves, Piciformes, Picidae. The record is from RefSeq and is a predicted model, not a curated record.
GCCAUGCACCCCGAGUGCAAAUGCUCCCAAAGCCGCACCCCCCCCUUACAAAUCAUUAAUCACUGCUAGGCCAGCAAUGCCAGCAAGCAGCAAGCAAGCAGGAAAAGGCCAAGACUCCACAGCCCCGGCAGGAGCAGCUGGAAGCAGUGCUGACCGGUUCUCUGUGGUGGCAGCUCGCUCUCCGACCACCCUCUGUGGGAGGACCUGGUGCAGGUGGCCAGUCCUGCGUGCACUGCCCUUUCCUUCAGGAAGGUCUCUUGGUCCUGGUUUUGGGAAGCUCUGACUGUGGCUGGGGGCUGCUGGGCUACAUGUGAGGCAGGAGUUCUGAAGAGGAGCUUCUGCCUGGUCGGCACUGCAGUAUUCAUCUCUUCACCAUGCGGUACAAGGCGUUCUGGAGUACCCUGGAGUACACCUGCCGACUGCUGGGCAUCACCACUGCAGCAGUGCUGAUUGGUGUGGGCGUAGAAACUCUUCAGCGAGGACAGUUCAAAAGCCUGGCAUUCUAUCUGCUUUUUUCAGGGGUUGCAGUUGCUCUCUGUGAAGGUUUCUUCUUUAUCAGUUUGCUCCUGGAGAUGUGCUUCACAUAUGAGCCUGACUCCCUGGCACAGGCCUGCUGGAAGCGGGCUAGACAUCCGGGGAGCUUCCAGAAAUUCCUGGGAUACACACUGCUCUCAGUGGCUUGCUUCCUGCAUCCUGUCCUCAUCUGGCAUGUCACCAUCCCUGGGUCUAUGCUGGUGCUCACUGCCCUGGCCUAUUUCCUGUUGAGCAAGAGGAGGAAGAGCACAGGGCACAAAGAGAUGCAUCCCCAGGCAGGCCAAUAUGUGGACCCUUCAGCCACUGUGGCAGCCCCAACCAUCGCUGGUGACACUGAGCAGACCUACACCUUCCACGCGUCCCAGAGGGAGCAGCACCACUCAUUGCUGGGUCAUAUGAAGAGCAUCCUGAAGGGCAGCAAGGACAGAAGCCCAGGCCCAGUAGCUCCUGUCCAAGAAGCGGCCCCAGCAGCCCCACGCAAGCAAGUGCACUUCCAGGAAAAAGUGGUGCAGAUCAUCCCCUCUGUCAGCGAGAGCUUGGAGGAUGUGGAGAGUGAGGCUGAAGAGACCACAUCGGACACAACACCCAUCCUCACCCCUCCUGAUGCUCCUGUGAUACUCAGUCCCCUCAGCUCCACAGGCCUCUUUUGAGCCCUCAGCAGGACUGAGGAUAGUACAAGCCUGAUGACCCUGGCACUCUAGCAUUCAAAAGGCCCUGAGAGGUGGCCUUUCUUGCCCUCUCUGCCUCCAGAGUGACAACCCUGUCACUGCCUCUUCAAGGGUCUGCCCACAACACAUGGUCUCACCCUUUGUGACAGAGCAAGUGUGGUUCCCAACCCUGCAGUACCAUGCCCAGGGGAUAGGUUGUUUUUUAGCCAGGGUAGUGCCAGGACAGUAAAGUUUCUGCUCCUACAGCCUUAUGCAUGGGCCACCCCUCUGUUACAGCACUAAACAACACAGUGGUUGCUCCUGCCUAACAUCACAGCCAUGGUGUGUACCUCCUACGUGGCUGCAGCAAACAGGAGGAGGGGAGACUGCCAUGUCUCCAGAGCAGCCUCUGCCGGGGGUUGCUGUCUCCCUUCUGCCCUUGCUGCACAUUGAAGAGCUCAGAGCUGAGAUACCCUCAAGCACAGGGCACCUUAUACUGUAUGUUCCCUCACAACACUUGCACCAGCUGUAACAGGCCUAGGGCAUCCAAAACUUUAUUUCAGAGUUGGGCUGAGACCUGGCAUCCACUGAGUGCUAAGUGCCCUCCCCUGAGGCACACUCUGAGCCCAGCAGGGAAAUCAUCUCUGGCUUUGGGGGGCACCUACACAGGAGCAGGGAGGACCCUGAACUUCCUGGUAUCCACUGCACAGAGAGCACUCUCAAGUUAGAAGAGCUUUGGGAUUAUGUAGCCACU